Messenger RNA from Mesorhabditis spiculigera, 2523 nucleotides. The record is from the annotation of a GenBank genome assembly. NCBI's taxonomy places the organism in Eukaryota, Metazoa, Nematoda, Chromadorea, Rhabditida, Rhabditidae.
AUGGAGAACCACCCUCUCCACAGCGCCUCAAAUGCCCAGCCAGGCCCUUCCGAGCCUCGGCGUCCCGGGUUUGAGACAUUUUUGCGGCGCUAUGAGAAGACUGUGCAAAAAGAUGCCGGCUAUGCGGAUAUGGAGCUGGGUUCGUGGCUACUAACUAAUACUGAUAUCGAUUCGCCCAUUCAACCGCUACUCAAAAACUCCUUAUGGCACAGCGCAGCUAUAUUAGCUUCAAGGAAGGAAUCGUCGCAGAAAGAGUAUAUUACGUUUAUCACGCAGCACACGUUCAGCCGUAUGGGGGAAUUAUCGCAAGAUGAGAUGGCGAAGAUCGUUGACUUUCUGCUCUCGGUCAAUUGGCUGUCCUUGGAGAAGAAGGCCUUCAAUUCGGCAUUGAUAUAUCUGGCUAUAUGUGCAAAAUCGCCUCCUCGGCACAUGGACUGCAUCCGGCUGUCACAGCAGAUGAGCGGGGAACAAGGCCAGCUACUUUUCUUCAUGUCGGCCAUCUAUCUGCUCUCCCCGAGAGGCAUUGGAGCGCACUUGCCAAAAUGCACGCCACGGCCGUGCAGCGGCAGCUCCAACUGGAGCAUUUUUGUCGAUGAGGGCGGCAGGAUGAGCGUUUCCGGCAAUAUGCAGACGAGUCACCGGGCCAGCACUUUGGAGACCAAUGGUACCCUAAAACGGCCAGCCGACGACAGCAAACGGGAAGAGCGCCAAAAAUCUCCGCCGCCGCUUCCGUAUCGGCACAUUCAGCUGGAUGAGGGGAAACCGUAUUCGGUGAACUGCGGCGCCGAGCACUGUAUAAUUUUGUCGACUGAACGGAAGGUCUACGCUUUCGGGUAUAAUAAAUACGGGCAGUGUGGUACAGGAGACGAUGUGGGAUCAGAGCAGCCACGAGAAAUUGUCGGCGACUGGUCAGAUAUUAUUGCCAUCUCGUCCGGUCAAUUUCACUCGGGCCUUAUCCGAGCGGAUGGCUCAGUUUAUACCUGGGGUUGGGGCAUGUACGGACAACUUGGGCUUGGGAGAAGGCGAGGCGGAGAGGAUGCGUAUGUGCCGACACGAGUCCCGGAUCUUCCCGAGCCAAUGCAACAGAUCGAAUGCGGCCGUGUCCAUACGGUGCUGCUCGGCCGCUCUGGGGCAAUUUACGUGACCGGUGGUGGAACGUAUGGCCAACUAGGCAUCCCGCGAGAAAUCAGGAAACGGUUUAGCUUUCAGAAGCUAGCAUUAGUACCGGGCCAAAAAGAGCAGCCUCGUCGGGUUGUCGCCAUCGCCACGCAUUUCUACCAUACAGUUGCGCUUACGGACACCAACGAACUGUACGAGUGGGGCAGAAAUCCGCACGAUUUGAAGAUGAAAAUGUUUGUGCUGAAACGACUGCGCAACGCCCAAGCAAAGGCCGGCGAGGCAAAGCGUGUCCCGCCCGAGCACGUCGACGUCCCGAAGGAUUAUUUUGGGGUGUCGAGGGUCAAUCACAGCGUCGGCGAGCCGAUUGUGUCUCUCGCGACGGGCCUCUCCCACGCAGCGCUAUUGACGAAAAGUGGCCGUAUUUUUACGUGGGGGAAGGCGCUCGACCACCAGCUUGGGCACGGCUCGAAGGUGGAGAAGCAUGAGCCACAUCUCCUCGAGGCCGGCCCCCCAAAUCUUCGAUGGGCGUCGGUGUUUUGUGGCGGCCACUACACGAUGGCGGUCACCACCGACGGCAAGCUGUACACCUGGGGCCGCAACGAUUUUGGGCAAUGCGGGAUUGUCAGCGACAAGCCGCCAACCACUCCGCGAAAGUUCACCUUCAAAUCGAAGGGCGACGUGAAGAGGUGCGUGCAACUUCCUGACGAAAGCGCCUACGUCGCGCGGCCACAGAAUGUGCCGAAUAUCACAAUUGAAUUGCCCGUCGCUAGAGAAGCCAUCGCUGAGCUGCUGACGCCCGCCGAGGUUCUGGACCGAAUUCGCUCAAGCCCAGUGCAGCUGCUGGAAGCUACCAGUUCUUCUAUCAAACGAGCGUACCCCUCUCUACCCUCCAUACCAGCUGCCUUCGUGCACUACAUGAGUGGACAGCUCGAGCGCUCCAUAGCCACGCUUCGGCUGGUCCUCGACGAGCGUGGGCCUGGGGCAAAGAAAGACACCGACGUCCUCACCCUGACGCGGCUGAUUUGGGAAGGGCUGCUCGGCGGUGAUGGUCCGUCUCGAUCGCUGCUCAAAACGGCGCUGCUCACCCUGCCCCAACCCGUCGAUGAUGCGUUGGUGAAGCGGAUACGACAAGUCUGGCCAGAAGUCUGGGAUUGUCCAGAGACCCAAGCCGGUUUAUCUGGGCCCGAAAAGGCGUCAAUGUUGGCAAAAUGGGCGCCGGGAUCGGUGUCGCCGAAUCGGAUUUUGAUCCCCGGCGAUCGAGUUUCGCCAAAAAUGCCGAAAAUUCGUGUGUGGGCCUCGUGUGGGCACGCCGAGCCACCGUCUGACGCCAGCCACUGCGGCGAGUGCAUACGCGAGUGGCUGGAGACGGUGCGCGACGGGACCAGCCAUCAGCCGUGUCCACCU